CGCAAUGGAGUAGUUUCUAACAAAACCCAUAUGCCCAAAUUAAUGUUACUUAAAAGAAGAAAAGUCUCUUUUGAGCUUUAACAAAUACCUUUUUGAGUAGUGACGGUUGAGAUGUAGUUUCACUAGCCUCCGACAAGAUAUCUCGAACCGUCGGAUUUCGCUGGGAAAUCUUGACCGCCCAAACGGAGCAUGACGUGUAAGAAAAUUCAUGCAUGGCUAAACAGUAUUAAUUAAAAGCAACGACGAAGAUUGACUCGUACAAAUGAGGAGGGGCCAUGGACUUUUUUUUUUUUCUUUUAAAUAUUUGAUUUACUCGUUGUUAUUUAAUAGACGGUAGUUUCUUAAAUUCUAGCACCUCUCCAUUCAUUUGGCUCACACCUCGCAAAUUAAAACUCAAACGGUGCUCCCUUCUUCUCCCCCUCUUAAUAAAAAGGAUGCUUAAUGUCUGUAACUUGUGCUUUGAUAUUGAAUCUCCUUAGCCAUUCUCUCUCUUCCAUGGGAAAUUACAUCUCUCUAGGAUCUUCUUCGGGCCUUGCCGGAAAAAUCGUCUUUCCUGAUGGAACUCUCCAACGACUCGAGACCCCGGUAACCAUAGCCGAGCUCAUGCUCGAGAAUCCGAAUCAUUUUGUGAUCGAACUGGGUCCGGACGUAUCUCAAAAUCGGCUGGUCCCUCUUCCUGCUGAUCACAAGGCUACACCUAACAAAGCUUAUUUAGUCUUGCCCAUGAGGAGAGGGAACAAGGCCUUGACACCAGAAGAGGCUCGCCGGAUUCCAAUGAAGGAAAAGUCAUCUUUCAGGUACCACCCACUCUCUUCAUUUUUCGCAACGUACUCUUCUCGUAAGGUUCUCCCUCUGCUAGCCGCUAUGUGCCAUGUCGAUGCGUUUAAGGAGGAGGUUUCGAUGAAGAGGACGAAGAGUGAGAAAUAUAAGUUGCCGGAAUUGUUGCCGGAAAUUGGGGCCGAGAGGCCGGAAUUUGUGAGUAGGCAGUUUUCCGGCAAGGGGUGGAAGCCAGCCCUUGACACCAUAGUGGAGACAAGGGUUGAGAAAAAGGUUCGGCACUGGUUGUUCUAAUUUUAUUUGUACCUCUUCUUUUGGGUAUGUUAAAUAUGCUUGUAUUGUAUCAUGGCAAUUAUUAGUCAAGGAUUUACUUAAAAAAAAAAAAAAAUAGUAAAUCAAUGGCCCUGUGCCCAUUUGAACAUCUUAACCGUCUUUUAAAUUCAA
Molecule: messenger RNA, 1221 nt
Organism: Amborella trichopoda
Lineage: Eukaryota; Viridiplantae; Streptophyta; Magnoliopsida; Amborellales; Amborellaceae
Product: multidrug resistance protein ABC transporter family protein
Source: RefSeq, a predicted model, not a curated record